UCGGCGCACACGUAUUUCGAUCGUUGCAGGAUCCGCGUCUCUCCGCAGCAGUUCUCCGGCUCGUCCGCCCGCACCUGAACGAUCAUGAGAAUCGCGGAAGUGGCGUUUCUUCUCCUGAUGAACCGGGUGCUCGCCGGUGCCGGGGGUGGAAAACAUCACGUGCACUUCAGGAUCCACGUCCCCGACGUAAUCAAGCAUCACAUCCACACGAAAACCGUGUUCGUCCACGUACACGGGGGCGGUGGGUCGAAAAAAACGCCACCCAAGAAGAAGGAAACGCACCACGAACAGAGUCACCGGGAGGACUGGAAUGCCUGGAGUUCCUACGGGAGUCACGGGGGCCACGAUCGGAAUCACCACUUCGAGUCCUCGGGGUUCAAGGACCACGAGCAAUCGACUCAUCCUUACGCACAGCUGCGACAUCGGGCGCACCUUCGCCUCCCCGUCCGUCCGGCGGGGGUCGGGGCACCUGGUCCGCAUCGGAACCCGGGUGAACACCGCCAGGAAAUUCGGGGCAACGAUGAAAACGUGGAGGUCGAUCCCCGCGGGACGUUGCGCGGAGGGGGCGAUUUCGUCGGCUAUUCGUACGAUCCGCCGCGGUACGAGUCGUUGAUAGCGCGCGUCCCCGGUGACCUCGGAGGGGUAACGGAGCUCCCCGGCAACGAGAUAGGGGAGCCCUACGUGGAAUCGUACGAGGAGGGCUACCGUAAGGGGCAUCGCUCGCAGACGGGGCAUCUCUCGUCGAGCGACCUCAACAACUUCUACGACGCCAAGUUCGAGGAGGCGGACGCGCUGGAGCAGGGAUACGACGACGAGUCCUUCGACAACCACGGGAUCGCCGCGGAGUCGACGAGGGAUCGUCAGAGUUCCGGGGACCGGGGCGCCGAUCCCGGUUAUUACGGAGCGGGCGACGGCUACCUCCGGGCCGAGUGAGGGAUCCGACGUAGUCCCCGCAACGUGUCGUCGACGUCGGGAUUACUUUCACCAUUUUUGUACGUUUUGUAUGAGCGAUCGGCCGGAUCGCACGGGCGCGGCCACCGGUAUUUGCUCUCUGUAAAUAAAUCCUCGUCACCGAUCGUUCUCCCGGUCGGAGUAUGAGGUGCGAGAUAAUCCGUC
Molecule: messenger RNA, 1116 nt
Organism: Athalia rosae (coleseed sawfly)
Lineage: Eukaryota; Metazoa; Arthropoda; Insecta; Hymenoptera; Athaliidae
Exons: 3
Coding region: 85-933 (282 amino acids)
Source: RefSeq, a predicted model, not a curated record